GUUCAGUGGGUUCAUAUUAUUGAUGUCACGGUAUGCACCCUGCGACAAGACUUUACUGUACAUAAAACACCCGUUUCUUAUACAUUUCGGUUAAUUUGGUUUAAAAACUGCUGUCGACUUCCGCCAGUGUCGCAAAACCGAUAUUUCUCAUUUGUGUGAGUCAUUCCGGACUCGCACAUACACAACAGUUGACGAAACUGUUACCAAAAUAUGCAACCAAACUCUUCACCCAAUUUCACGGCGAUGGUGCGCGCAAUGCAUCACGGGGACGCGAGUCCUGUUUGCCAAAGCUCCGUAUCGCCAGUCUUUACGUCUGCGACGCCACAGCACUACACUUCCCACAAUUCCGCGCGUUUUCUGUACAUUGGCUCAUGUUAUACAUGGGGGAAUAUGAGAGCUGCGGAGGAACCGAAAGCGACAGCGGCAGCCCCGGCGAUAAGUAUAACGAUAAAUAGUCACCAUGGAACGGUUGACGUUUAACGCCAAACCACGUGAAACAGGCUGUCGUUAAAGAUUGGAUAACUGUGUUUUGGCGUUGUAGGUUUUUUCAUAUCAUUUUGGCGUUAACGGGGGUAAGGCACCUCCCUGCCUGCGCCGCGCCGGGGUGUGUGCGCGUUUUUCGGUAGGCUUUAUCGCAUCACCGCGCCGCGGUGCGUUACUGUAACCGACCGAGGCGCCACGCCGCCGGUUACAGUUGCCGUUACAUUCGGCCGAUACUAUGUCAGAAACACGGAAAGACGAAGCAUUACCGCGAACAUGUCCUGCUGAGCUAUGCAAUGAAAAAAAUGGCAACUUUGGUCUCUAACAGCUGCGCUUUGUAGCCAUAAAGUGCAAGUGUGCAAAGAACUGUAGCGGGGCGGUUUCUGUGCCCGUCAUUAGAAGCUUUGAAGUGCAACGAAAUAGGCCGCCCCCAUGGAACGAACAGGAAGCAUCCAACUCGAUAUUCCGGACUUCAGCAACUCCGUCCUGUCGCACCUGAACCAGCUGCGCAUGCAGGGCCGCCUGUGCGACAUUGUGGUCAACGUUCAAGGCCACAGCUUUCGCGCCCACAAGGUGGUCCUCGCCGCCAGCUCCCCAUACUUCAGGGAUCACAUGUCGCUGAGCGAGAUGAGCACCGUUUCCAUCUCGGUGAUCCGCAAUCCGUCCGUGUUCGAGCAGCUCCUUUCGUUCUGCUACACGGGCCGCUUGUGCCUUCAGCUUGCCGACAUCAUCAGCUACCUGACGGCCGCCAGCUUCCUCCAAAUGCAGCACAUUAUCGACCGCUGCACUCAGAUUUUAGAGGGGAUCCACUUUAAGAUCAACCUGUCGGAUGUCGAGGAGGAGCUGGGAAGCGGAGCACACCGGACGGCCAGCCAUACCAUUGAGUCGGGGAGGAGUGGAUCGGCAUUGGGGGGGUCCCGCUCUAUAAGCCCCAGACACGGAAGCGCGAGGUUGAUCGGCAACACUGGAGGGGUGAUCAACAUCCGUGACGUCAGGGAGGUGCGAGAGAUCAGUCCACCGGGGGAGUCCAUGAGCCCGCAAAUAGUGGAGCACAGCGGAAUUGGGUCUGAGGAGGUGGGAUCUGGGAAAGAGCCCAUCCUGCGUAUCAACCGGGCCGGUCAGUGGUAUGUGGAGACGGGGACUGUGGCGGAGAGGGGCGGAGAUGAAGCCGUGCGUGUCGUGGAUGGGUUUCGGAUUAAGACGGAAAGGAUGGAAGAGUGGAUGGGGGCGGAGACUCAGGCUUCAGCGGAGGAGGGGAGUGGGGCAGAGGAGGGGCCGAUGGUGAUGAUUGACACAUCGGGUCGUAGCACGCUGCUACAGGAGGGGGCACGAGGAGGAAAAAGUUCACAGCCUUCCAGUAGCUUCAGUGAGACGGACAGGUUCAGUCCAACAGGAAGUGUGGUCGUGAUGGCUGAUCGACAGAGAGCCAAGAGUGAGUCUCCAGGAAGAGUGGAUGACCAGAGACACCCCACCUCACAGGGAGAAGAACAGGCUGUGUUUGACAUGGGAGGAUACGAAGAGUACCUUCGUGAACAGGUAGGAGAUAGAUGGUUCCGCUACAACCCCCGACUGACCUGCAUCUACUGCUGCAAGUCCUUUAACCAGAAAGGCAGCUUAGAUCGCCACAUGAGGCUGCACAUGGGCAUCACCCCCUUCGUGUGCCGCAUCUGCGGCAAAAAAUACACCCGCAAGGACCAGCUCGAGUACCACAUCCGAAAGCACGGGAACAAGCCCUUCCAUUGCCACGUGUGCGGCAAGAGCUUCCCCUUCCAGGCCAUCCUCAACCAGCACUUCCGCAAGAACCAUCCAGGCUGCGCCCCGCAGGAGGUUUCGCACAGCGCCUCCCCUGAGACUACCACGGUCACCUCCCGCGGAGGCCAGAAUGAAGACGAGUCGCCCACUCAGGAAGAGUCUGAGGGAAAUGGUGGAGCGGGAGGUCCCGGUUCGUCAUUCGGAGAUGGGGUUCAACCCUCGGUCUCCACCACCGGACCCGAUUGAAAAGCUCAGAGUUGGAAUACAUUAAGAGAUUGUGGAGGCAGAGAACAUCGGGGUCCAACAUGGAACUCUGUUCUUUGACUCCCAACAUCAGAAACUGAUAACUAUGAAAAGCCAGCCGGAGUAUUUUCAGCUGCUGUCAACAAAGAACGGAUAAAAAGGGAGAUUCUACUCGGAUGAAGAUCUUCUAUAUUUUUUUUGGAAGUUACUAGGAUAAUAAAAAUGCAAUGAACAGUUCGCUAGGACUAGUAUUCUUUAGGGAUUUAUAAAUGGUAUUUCCGCUUUAAACCGCAUCUACCUUCACCGUACAAACUGAACAGGACAUCAUCAAAUGAAGACAAGCCACACUCCGGCAACCUCACACUCGAUGCAGUGAUCUUUUGUUUUGUUUUUAGCCUCUCCUGUCUUUUAUAUACGUUACGUUUUUUUAUAUUUUUGUACUACUACAAAUCUUUGGAAUUCAGGACGAUCAAAAGAGAAGCUCAAGCUACAAUUUGGUCAGAUUGCGUCGAAAUUGCCAAACUUCUCUGUGCCAGAAUUCUAAAAUGAGGACGUCGAUGUCCCUUGCUAUUCUGCCUUGAGACAAUCUUAAGAAAUUAAUCUGGGGGUGGACGUCGUACUCCCCGGCCAUGGCAAGCUUAGAAAAACGGGUUCGUUUUUUAUUAGGAACCCUCAGGUCUGACCCAACAUCAGAUUUCUGUUUUCUGUUUUUUUGUUUAUUAAGUGCCGUUUCGGCCUGUCGUAACAUCAUAACGCAUUGCUCACUUAACUUACAGGCCUCAAAGAUAACGCAAAGAAAUUCUAGUCGUAGUAUCGGUUGUACAGGUUCUACAAAUGGAUAAGCUCUUAAGUUUAACACUCACAUGGUUUUAUAUUUUCACGUUGGUCAUUAUACUGUGAUAUAGGCAUGCUGGGGGAAAAGCGGUAGAAUAAGAUAGAAUAUAGCAAUGGUAUAAAUAUUGCGUUUUUUUUUCCCGGCAAAGCCUUCGUAUAUCUCCCUACACACAACCCCAGCUGCUGAAUGUUGAUGAAACGUAAAAAACAGGAAAUUUCUUCAACCCCACAUAAGCUACAAUACCGCUCAGUUACCUCUCUCACACAUCACUACGCAAUACCGAUCUGUCGCACACAGAUACGUGGAUGCACUCAACUGUAUUUUACAUUCAGUGUUUUUUUUUUGUUUUUUUAAGUCGAUCGUUGAGAUUCGCAAUUCGUUUUACUGGUCUGACAAUGUUUUGUUUGUAGAAUGUGUUAGCACAGUGGUCCUUCGGAGGGCAGUUUUAUGCGAGUCAAGAAAUACGGAGACAUGGACUUGAAAAGGUCGUCCAAGCUGUUUGUGUAGGAAACAGAAACCGUAUGUCUGCGAUGAACGGGAAGCAACGAAAUGCCACGGAUUGACUGAGCGAUUUCCCUUCAUCUGAUGGGAGGCACUUUAACCUCACGGGGUCAAGUGCCUUGACACGUGGCUUUUGAACAGAUGUUUUCAGCUGGUGCUAUGACCUGAAUUUACUGAAGUUCUCAGUAACCAAAGGAGCCGAAUAAUUUUGUGAAACCCUAUGAUUUGGAGGGAAGCGAGAGAUUAGAUUAGGCACUUAAAGAAAGGGUGUGGGAUGAUUUUAGUUUUUAAGAUUAACUGUAUAUCUAUAUACAUGUGUCACUUAUGCAUAUUUAGACCAAUUUAUACUCAUAUAAACUACACAGAGGCGGUGUUUAAAGAACGAUCUACAAAAGGAAAUUAAGUUUUAGGUGGUGAUACUGUUAUCAUUUUCUACAAGGCUGUGAAUCACACUUCGUGUGACCAUUUUUUUAGGAAAAGUUUAUUGCAUAUUAUAAGAAAUAAACAGCUACUGAUAUUUCCAAUUUUGCACCUCAUCUCGUAUUAACACAGGUUAGAUCUUUUACAAACGUUUGCCGUUUGUCACAAUCGUGAACACAGGUCAGCAGGUUAACACUUCUUGCAAAUAUCAGGAACUCACUGUUUACUUUUCAUGUUUACCUUUUUGGUUCGUACCUAGCCGUUCCUCUUACUCGGAAGUCGGGCUCUGGGUAACUCGGGUCGCCAUAUUUCACAAGAGCAGCAAAAAAAAACUACACAGUUGAAAAUUUCCUCUUAAUAUAAAUAACCCAUGCCUCAGUCGCAGGGAAAUAAGAUCCUGAAAUUGUGUCAUUUCUACUCGGUUUUACAGAAACCGGGGGGCGAGCAUGUUGAUACUGCUUUUAUUUGUCAUGGUGUAACCUCAUGAGAAAGGGGUUUGUCAGUAAACAGCAUAAUCAUUAGAAUAUAUCAAGAAGAAUAUAAAACAGGUUCUUGUUUUUUUACUUUUGUUUAAUUUUUAGAUUUGGGGCAUGGGCCUGUUUGUGUGUAUGCCAAUCAUAUUAUCUUUAUGUGAAUGAAUUGCAAUUUAAUAACAAGGGAUUUGUAUCUAUAAUCAUGCAUUCCAACAGUCGAAAUUUGGUCGUAUUGAUUUGGGUUUUAGGGCUGAUGCAAAUUUUAGCAUGUUUUUCGCAUGACCUUUGAUGGUCAACCAACCUGCCUGUUCUACGUUUUCGUUGUUCUUAAAUGAUACUAUCAAUUCAUAUAUUAUGUGUUUCGCAUUUGUAUUUGUUUUUUAAGCUUUAAAUAACAGCGGAGGAUAUUGGUGUUGCUACAGUGUAUAUACUAGGCUGUAAUGUAUAAUGUUUCUAUAUGAAAACACAUCUACUGCAGUGUUGACCGAACAAGUCACGUCUAACCAAAUGACAUCAGCUCAUAAUACAGUGUUACAGAAUGUGUAUGGAACUACCUACGAAGCAAUAUUGCACCCCAUUUCCGAAACUCUUCGUUGCGUUUGAAAAGUUACUAACUUUUGUGGGGUUAGUAAUCAUAAUAUUGAUUGUGUGUGGGCAAUAUUGAUCAAACUUUUACCCAAAGUGACAAAUUGACCUUUAAUCUGAUUAAAUGGAAUGAAUUCCUUCUUAAAGAAUUUAAAGCAACUGUGUAGUUGACAAAUAUACCGUACCCUAUGUGUCCUAUGGUGUGACAUAGCAAAAAUGUACAAAACAAAAUAUUAACAAUUUAUUAUUUUGUGUCGACAGGGGGGCCCCCAGCUGACUGGGGGCUCAAGAUGACUAGUAUUUUAAAAUGAGCAUUGAUAAACAUUUAAAAUAUUUAUGAUAUUUAUUAAUUGGCCAUUUUUAUAAUGAAUAAACUUUUAUCAGUAAUUUCAAGCUUUCAAUUAACUCAUUUGGAGUCCAUUGGAGUCAAAAAGGUAGAGAACCCAAUUUAUAAAUUAUGAAUAUUUAUAUUUAAAAAAUAAAAUAGCAUGAAAGAGAUUUAUCUUUUUUUCUAACUUUUUGCUGUCACACCAUACGACACAUACAGUAUACAAUAUAUUAUAAUACCAUAACUACCCAAUUACGCUUAUUGGCAAAUGUGAUAAAAUGAUAUCCUGAUUCAAUUACCCUCCUAUUUUCAUGUCAUGUUUAAGCUUGUGAAAGGUGGUGAAAUGCAUGUCUUGUUUUUGGGAAACCAUAUGAUAAUCCCGAGUCAUAUUUUAUUGCAUCAGAGACAGUGCAUAUAUUUUGUGCCAGCAAUGCGUUCUGAUGUAUAUAGUUUCUAAAUAUAUUAUCUUUAGUCUGAAUAAGCAAGCAAACGUGAUACUUCAUCAAAAAAGUUGUUUUGUUACCUCAAAAAGUCUUUGUACAAGGAAUCAAGACAUUGUUUUUCUACUGGCCAGCAGCAGAAUUAGUUUAUUUGCAUGUUUUUUUAUCCUUUGUAAUGGCCAAAUUUAAAGAGAUUUCUAGGCAUCAGAAUUUGCACCAAGUGAAGCCAAAAGUUUGACUUUUACAGCUCGUCUUGCGAUAUUGUUUCUUUUGCAAAAAGCAAUAUAGUCUGUUCUUUUCAUGUGUCUUAUAAAAUGUUAAUCAUUUUAAUUUAAAUCCUUAGAAAAAUAUUUUAGCCUAAGAUAAAACUAAAUAGAGAUAUUUCAUUCUUGGAAAUCGGUCCAAAUUCCAAACAUGACAGUAUCUUAUUUACGCAAAUUUUAAUAGCAAUCCAAUAUAUUUAUUGAAAUAGUCAAUAUAUUGUUAAAAACAUAGACAUUAUAUUCAUAGGUGGGAAAAGUUCUAAUUAGUUAUUUGAAGUUAAUCAAGAGUUUAUGAUUAGUCUAAAUUUAAGAGAUGAUCGUCGUCUUGUGAAAUGGUACAGAAAUCAAAACUGUUCAAAUUAUCAAAAUUAAUAAUGUGAAAGCCAUUUUUAACCAUAACCACUAUGUUUUUGUCUCACUGGCAGUCUGUCAAGUCCAUUCUUCUAAAUAGAAAUAAAGCACUUUAAGUGUAACUGUGAAGGAUUUUUAUUCUGUUCUUUAAAUGUAUUACAAUGUACGCCCAGAUUGUGUGAUACUGCUAAACCCAAAUUUCUAAUAUGAAAAAAUAAACCUGUUUUAUCCUUA
Messenger RNA from Triplophysa dalaica, 6905 nucleotides. RefSeq names its product zinc finger and BTB domain containing 37 (gene zbtb37). Gene Ontology annotation, biological process: regulation of transcription by RNA polymerase II. Gene Ontology annotation, molecular function: protein binding; DNA-binding transcription factor activity, RNA polymerase II-specific; RNA polymerase II cis-regulatory region sequence-specific DNA binding. Lineage: Eukaryota; Metazoa; Chordata; Actinopteri; Cypriniformes; Nemacheilidae. The record is from RefSeq and is a predicted model, not a curated record.